AUGCCAGCAGCAUACAACACCGAAGAGGUGCUCGCCACCCACAUCCUCCAGCCAAUCCCCAAAGACAUCGUCCGAGAUGUCUAUUCCAAGUCGCCCUUCGUCGUGGUUCCUGGCACCUUCAACGCACGCGACCUCGCUGCUGAUACGGGAGACGUCAGACCUGGCCUGAUCUACCGCUCUGGCUCGCUCGAGAACUUGUCCGCUCCCGGCUUUGCCGUCUUGCGCCAGCUGGGCGUGCGAACCAUCUUUGACCUUCGCUCGCUGAAGGAGACCACCGCUCAUGCAGACCCAACGAUCGAAGGCAUCCGCGUCGUCUGGCAGCCAAGCACAGUCGACAAUCCCACCGUGGCCACCAGCGAAAGCGUCAAGGCCAAGGUCGCCAACGGUCUUGAUGUCCAUACAAUGUACAAGGACUUGCUUGAGAGCCACAAAAUGGCAUUCCGAGCAGUAUUCUAUCACAUUCUCCACAUGCCCGGUGUUCCCUUCAUCAUCCACUGCACGGCUGGCAAAGACCGCACCGGUGUCUUGUCAGCUCUGAUCCUGUCUCUAGCUGGUGCAGAUGUCGAAGACAUUCAGCGUGACUACAUGCUUACUCGCAUCGGCGUGGAACCUGUUCGAGAAUUCCUUCUUGGCAAGAUCAUGCAACGGCGGGAGAAAAUGGACCUUGAUUUUGCAAAGGCCAUGGCCGCAUUGGAGUUCCCUUCGAAUGCUAUGAAGAAGCUUCUAAGCACAGUCGACAAGAAGUUUGGCGGCGUUGAAAGCUACGUGCGGUAUGAGCUCGGCUUCAGUAAGCAUGAGGUCGAAGUUAUGAAGAGGAAUUUGAGCGGAUAGUUCAGUGUCUGGUGGCGUUUGUUUGUGUUGCAUUUUGGGUGCAUGCUUGUGUUGCGAAUGAUACCAGGUCAAAGCGAAUUUAAGCGAUGGCGUUCGAUGGGACAUGAUGGAAGACAAUGGAUCUGGAUAUCCGGCGCCUGGCUCAAACUGAUGUUGUCUUAUUAGAGACGCCUUGAAAUACAUGUUGAAACU
Pseudocercospora fijiensis CIRAD86 is the source of this 1023-nucleotide messenger RNA. RefSeq lists its product as uncharacterized. The transcript is spliced from 3 exons. Gene Ontology annotation, biological process: dephosphorylation. Bases 1 to 831 code for a protein of 276 amino acids. The record is from RefSeq and is a predicted model, not a curated record. Gene Ontology annotation, molecular function: phosphoprotein phosphatase activity. Lineage: Eukaryota; Fungi; Ascomycota; Dothideomycetes; Mycosphaerellales; Mycosphaerellaceae.